Molecule: messenger RNA, 1206 nt
Organism: Orbilia oligospora ATCC 24927
Lineage: Eukaryota; Fungi; Ascomycota; Orbiliomycetes; Orbiliales; Orbiliaceae
Exons: 6
Coding region: 1-1206 (401 amino acids)
Molecular function (GO): hydrolase activity
Source: RefSeq, a predicted model, not a curated record
AUGGCGCCCAACGCAAAAUUUGAGAUUUCGUUCGCGCCGGCGACGGGGAGGGACCUUUCGUUCAGGGAGAAGGUUGGAGUUCUGGUUAUGGCUGCGAAGUUAGUCACGGCACUACCGUUCCUUGUUAUCAGGGCGUUCUUCGGCGGGAAGUCAAAGUCUGGAAAAUCGUGGAUUUAUGAGUUACGAAGUAGAUUAUUGUAUUUCGCACUGUCGAGGCUUCAUCCUAGGCAGAUUAACCUUAUAAACCCGCCAUCAGCAAUCAGGAUCAAAGCCGUCUCGAAAGAAUUAAAAGUACCCGUAACUUUCGAUGAAGUAGAAGGUGGUGGGAAGGUUCAUUGGUGGGGGGAAAGGAAAGGAAGAAAGGUUUUCUUUCAUAUCCAUGGCGGUGGAUAUAAUCUUGGAAUUGGGUUGCAUCAUUUGUUAUGGCUGCAUAGGACACAGGAGCUGCUUAAGUCGAGGGGUGUAGAAGCUGACUUCGCGAUAUUGGAGUAUAGUUUGACUCCUACUGCACGAUAUCCUACUCAAAUGAUUCAAUCGGUCGAGGGAUUGAGACUCUUGAUUGAAAAGUAUAAUUAUGAUCCUGCAAACAUAAUCAUAUCCGGAGACUCAGCAGGAGGGGCUCUCGUCCUCUCCAUAGCUUCACACAUCCUUCACCCCCACCCAUCCGGGGCCAUCAAACCCCUAAAUCUUCCCGAAUCCUCUCCAAAACUCGGCGGUCUAAUCGCCAUGUCACCUUGGACAUCCUUCGCAACAGAAUACAACUCCAUGCAAAAUCCAACAGGGAAAGAUGUUGUCUUCCCCUAUUUUGUCAAAAUCUGGUCAAGAUGGCUAGUCGACCGUCCCGACGAACCAAGACACCAAAGUCUUCCACCUCUUGCUGAUACGGAUAAGAAAUACACUUGGGAUGAGUAUAAUCAAGCCGGUCAGGCGGAUCCAUCUUGGUGGACCGGAUUCCCCGUGAAGAAGUCGAUUGUGUUGAUUGGAGAGGAUGAGACUUUGAGGGAUUCGAUUGUGGAUUUUGGGGAUAAGUUUAGAGAAGGGGUUGAGAAGGGCCAAGGGGUGGUGGAUAUUGUGCUUUGUGAGGGAGAGAUUCAUACGGAAUGUUUGUAUGAUACUCCGGUGGCUAAGGUGCAGAAGGUUCCUGGGAAGAUGGCUGAGGCGAUUUGGUCGUUUUCUGAGGAUGUUUUGAAGGAUAAUGUUGAGUAA